UUUCCAAUGAAUGAUUAAACACCAAUAAAGGAGAUUGAUCUUAAUAAACAAUCAUGGACUAGUCCUAAAGACAAAAGCGAUCGAGUAUAUAUUCAUAACAAUAUGAAAAGUUCAUCCCACGCAAUGUUCAAUCUAAUCUCUAUCAAUUAUUUAUGAGUGAAGAGAAUUCUCAAGGCAAUACUUAUAAUAAUCUUCUCUAAUCUUCAAUAUUGGGAAAAUCACCAGCUAUAAAUUAAAAGCUUUUUAAUUACAAAACAGAAAAUAAACAAAAUGAAAUGAAUAAGAUUAUUAAUAAUGGAUUAAAUUUCUCUACUACUCCAACAAAAGUGGAACCUGAAAAACCUCUACGUAAAAUUAAUAAGAGACCAUACAAAAUACUAGAGGCUGAAAAUUUAUAAGAUGAUUUUUACCUCAAUCUUUUAGAUUGGUCACCAUUUAAUGCAUUAGCAGUAGGACUUGAAAAUUCAGUUCUGAUAUGGUCAGGACAUACUUCAAAGGUUUCUCGGUUAUGUACACUUGAAGAUCCUGACAUGGUAUGUAGUGUAGCAUGGUCUCAACGCAAUCAACAUCUCUCUGUUGGAAAUACAAUGGGUGAUGUUGAUGUCUGGGAUGUAGUAAAAUAAAAAGUUAUUAGAAAAUGGAGUGGACAUUAAGGUAGAAUUGGAUCAUUAGCAUGGAAUAAUUAUUUAUUAGCUACUGGAAGUAGAGAUAGAAACAUAUUAGUUAGAGAUGUUAGAUGUCCUAAUGAAUCUAUUUAGAAAUAUGUUGGACACAAGUAAGAAAUUUGUGGAUUAAAAUGGUCAUUUGAUGAACAACAAUUAGCAUCAGGAGGAAAUGAUAAUAAGUUAUUUAUUUGGUCUUUGAAGAACUAAGGAGAAUUAACUCAUUUUUCACAACAUUAAGCAGCUGUUAAAGCAAUUGGUUGGUCACCUCAUUAACACAAUAUUGUUGCUUCUGGUGGAGGUACUGCAGACAGAUGCAUUCGAUUCUUUAAUACUUAAACUAUAGAAUAAGUGGAAUGUAUAGAUACUGGUUCUCAAGUUUGUAAUUUAAUGUUUUCUAAAAACUCAAAUGAAUUAGUUUCAACUCAUGGCUAUUCCUUAAAUUAAAUAAUUGUUUGGAAUUAUGCUAAUAUGUCGAAAGUUGCUACAUUAACCGGUCAUACUUAAAGAGUUUUAUAUUUAAGUGGUUCACCUUGUGGAUAAAAUAUUGUUACUGGAGCAGGUGAUGAAAGCCUUCGUUUUUGGAGUGUAUUCCCAUCAUCUACUUCAAAAAAUAAUCAUGGGAUUACUAGAGCAGAAACAAUUGACUUAAGAUGAUU
This is a messenger RNA of Paramecium pentaurelia, 1321 nucleotides long. Lineage: Eukaryota; Ciliophora; Oligohymenophorea; Peniculida; Parameciidae. The record is from the annotation of a GenBank genome assembly.